GUAAACAAUGAAGAAACUUGUGCAAGUUUAAAAGUUAAAAAGACACCAAUUAAGGAAAUUUUUAAACAAAAUAAAAAAACUUAAGUAAAUAAAAUUGAACAAUAAAGAAAUAAAAAUGUCUGGUGUAAAAUUAGUGUUAUUUAUGUGUGCAACAUUAUCAUGUGUGAUCUUGAUCUCGGCGCAGUCAGCGGUGGCAAGAUGCUUCCAGUACACAUGGCUGGGUCCGCGCUACAACAACGACAGUAUCUUCAUGAACGCCACUUGCCAAGACGCCACUAGACUCGCCAACGGCGUGCCUUGUAGGCAACCCCUUGUUGUCUCAUAUGACGGUUCGUGGCCAGAUGUUUCAUACAUUUGGGCAAAUCAUUUGGAUGAAGCAUCUUGUAUAUUAGCGGAUAACGAUGUGUGUGCUACUUACACCUAUUACUUCAAUGGACAAGCGGAAAACUCAACGGCCAUGUGCACCAGAGCAGUAGACACGAAUGGCGAUGCCAUCACUAGAGGCUGUUUUAGCCAGAGGAACGGUAGUUUCAAGUUUAGAAAUUCAUGUUGAAGUAAUCGUCACAAAAUGUAUUCCGUAUUAACAAGAGGGAAUGCUAUAUUAACCUAUACUUUAAGUGUACUGGCAUGUUUAACGUUCCUGUGUUUUUUGUCCACGUUAACAGUGGACUAUAGAACUGCGGCACAAAUGAAUACAGUAAAAGUAGUCGUUAAGAAUGUACCAGAUUAUGGAGCUUCAAGGGAAAGGAAUGAUCUCGGGUUUCUUACUUUCGAUCUGAAGACUGAUCUGUCUCACCUCUUCAACUGGAACGUAAAACAGUUAUUCCUCUACCUAACCGCCGAAUACAUUACCCCCAACAACGAGUUAAAUCAAGUGGUGCUUUGGGAUAAAAUCAUCCUGAGAGGUGAAAAUGCAGUGCUAGAUUUUAAGAACAUGAACACUAAGUACUACUUUUGGGAUGAUGGCAAUGGUUUAAAAGCCCAUAAUAAUGUGACACUGACUCUGUCAUGGAACAUCAUUCCGAAUGCAGGCAUGUUACCAAACAUUGAGGCCAUCGGGCAACACUCCUUCAAGUUCCCCACAGAGUAUACUCAAACCAGAGUAUGAUCCAGGUCACUCUUGUAAAUAAGAAUACUUACUUUGUAAGAAGUGUGUGUGUAAGGUGGUAAGAAUGACAAAUUAAAAUGUCUAUUUGAAA
Molecule: messenger RNA, 1199 nt
Organism: Plodia interpunctella (Indianmeal moth)
Lineage: Eukaryota; Metazoa; Arthropoda; Insecta; Lepidoptera; Pyralidae
Gene: Spase22-23
Product: Spase 22/23-subunit
Exons: 7
Biological process (GO): protein targeting to ER
Cellular component (GO): signal peptidase complex; membrane
Source: RefSeq, a predicted model, not a curated record